Hylaeus volcanicus is the source of this 3643-nucleotide messenger RNA. It is a transcript of the gene Nup133, whose product is annotated as nuclear pore complex protein Nup133. Bases 188 to 3574 code for a protein of 1128 amino acids. Gene Ontology annotation, biological process: poly(A)+ mRNA export from nucleus; transcription-dependent tethering of RNA polymerase II gene DNA at nuclear periphery; protein import into nucleus. NCBI's taxonomy places the organism in Eukaryota, Metazoa, Arthropoda, Insecta, Hymenoptera, Colletidae. The record is from RefSeq and is a predicted model, not a curated record. Gene Ontology annotation, cellular component: nuclear pore outer ring. The transcript has 19 exons. Gene Ontology annotation, molecular function: structural constituent of nuclear pore; protein binding.
GCCAAGCACAUGCAACGAACGGUUUGCCGGCACUUUCGUAUGGAAACAUAACCUACAUGUUUUUGCACGUUCUUACAAGCGUAAGAAAAAGGGAUCACAGUCGAGUAUUCUGCAGGACAGCUCAAACUAAACGCUCAUAAGUUCGCUUUUGCUUCUUAAUGCAACACUUCGAAGAGAGAACCUCGUAAUGGAUCGCUCGAGUAUAAAUAACUCGUUUGGCAAGAAUUUGACAUCUCCGCGGAAACGCAUGUCAAUAGUGCAGUCUUUAAAGAAAAAUAACUCAACGAUAAGUGUGUCUGGCCGUUUGAAUCAAUCCGUACAAGUAAUAUGUAAAACACCCAGUCACGUGGUAGAAAGUUUUGGAUCCUCUUUACCAGUUCUCGUCACAGAGGCUUUAACAUUUGUAGAUAGAAAUGUUGCUGUUAGCGUUAAUAUCUCAGCGGAUGGCUGGGUUUGGCUUGUAUGCGGUCGUAGAUUGCUGGUGUGGCAAUAUAAAACAACAAUUCAUGAUCCAAAACAAAGAAGAACCUUUAAAACUCAAUGUAGAGAGUUGUUAUUGCCUCAAAGCGAUUUAGCUCAUAAAGCAGACUGCAUAGCUGGGUGGUUGCCUCUAGGUCAACAGGUACCUAGUUGCAUGGCUGUUUCUCCUGAAGGUAUUGUACGAUUUUGGGCCAAUGUUGCGCACGAAGAAUCAUAUGUGGAAACAAGUGCAGAACUGGCUGGACAAGAGGUCAAUUGCCUUACUUAUAUUCCUGGUCAUGGUUGUAUUUUAGCUACAACCACAUGUACAAUAGCGCUGUUGCAACCGCAGUUUGCUAAUGGCAAAAACAGCAUUUCGUGUCAGGUUCUCAGGACGAGUCAGGGAUGGCUAGGUGGUAUAGGACGCAGAAUGACCUCUCUUAUUUUCGGAGCUAUGCCUCAGUCUCCUGUUAUAGAAACUAAAUUGGUAAAAGUUACCUGCACGGAUUUGGGAGACAAGGGAUCAAGAAUUCUUAUUUUAGCUGGUACAUCUAUACAGUAUUGGUCUUUUCCUCGUAACGAACAGGAAAAAAUGGAGUUCGACGAAGAUAUCGGGCAUAUCGUUUCGCAAACAUUUCAAAGAAAAAUUUUGGAAUUAGGCACGUGUGAUCCACAAAAUAUGAAUGUAUGGUUAAUCGACAUGCAACCGUGUGACGAAGGCAUAGUAAUUUUAAUGGCAGCAAAGUCUACUGGCGUAUUCACUCAAGUUCACUUUGCUCUUGGUCUAAUGCAGCUGUCUUCCACGACGUUAGCAAAUACAUUUAAAUGGUUUAUACCAAUUAAAUUGGAUCUUAUCAUAUUCAGUGGUUGCCCUGAAUCAAGUUUAGUUCCUUAUCGGUUUAUAUUAUGCGGUUGGGAAGCUAUUAUAUACAACGAGUCUUUGGUGCUCGUUGUAAAUUGUAUGUCUGAACAUGAACGAGAUGAAAUACAGUUCGUACGAAAAGGGGAUAGUAUUCUUGGCGGUGCCUUAUGUUCGGGAACUCCGGUUUUAUUUACCAAAAACUUUGGAUUGGUUUCUAUUAUACCGACGGAUUUCCCAUCGCAAGAUUUUAAUAUAAAUUAUGCUGAUACAAGCACAGAUUGUACUUAUCGACCCAAUACACACGUUUUUACUAGUCUGAUAAGCAACGAAGAAGUUCAAAAUAUGUUCUACAGCUCUGAUGGAGCCACGCAAUUGCGUGCUGCGUUUCUCCUUAGUUUACGUCAAAACAAGACACAGUGCGAAGAAAUUUUAUCGCAACUCUUCCCUUUACAAGAAGUGCCAGUGAUGGAUAUAGACGCUAGCAUCGACACUUUAGCAUUGAAAGUAGCUCAAGACUUGAUAGACGAUUACCCGGCGAACGAUCCGCGUUGGUCGAAUCACAGGGAUCUGUCUAUGACAAUAAACGCAGUCACUUCGAUGCAAAUACCUAAUCAAUUGGAGGGAAAACAGAAAGCGUUAGAUUUAUAUAUAUUAUUUCUAAAGGAACAUGAAUUAUGGAAUCGAUUUGGCGCUGUUACAUAUAGAGGGAUCAUCGCGUCUACCCCGCACGUCCUUAGAGAAUAUGCAGAAAAAAUAGUCGCGGCGUUAACUAUAUACAGUCUUCAAAAUAGAUAUUCAGACAUCGUGGACACCGUGAUAGAACAAACGUUGAGUCCCGAAUCAUACGUGUCUGACGAAUUAACAGCGCGUGAUAUAUUUUAUCGCAAAGUGAGCAAGGUGCACAAUUUUCUUCCUGUCCUGGUAAGCAAUGCGCGUGAAGUGACUCAAUCUGAAAGACCUAUUCAACAUGUGGCGCAUUAUAUCAUGCAAGUGAACGCUAUCUUAUUGAGUGUACUACACGAGGUACUUAAAUACCGUCAACACAAUGCCGAACGAUUCAUCCCUGCAAGAGAUUUGACCGAUAUAACGGAAUAUUUUCCCUGGACGACAGCAAUUGGUAAAAGCGGGCUUGGAAAUUGUCUUACCACGAUGUAUAAUUUAACACUUAAACACGGCGUGACGGGGACCAACGAUUCGGCAGUGAGAAACGACCUAUACGAGCAAUUAGUAGGUUUGAUAGAUUUAAUACUAGACGGUCGAAAGGAUCAAUUAGAAAGUGUACGAGGUACAGACAUGUUCGAGAUAUACACGAAGGAAUAUGAAACGUAUCGUACGAACUUGAUUCAACCUCUAAUAAAGGAAGAGCAGUAUGAUAGCGCGGCAAUGCUAGCCGAAAAGUACUGCGACUUCGCGUCUCUUAUACAGAUAUGUGAACUGACUAACAAUAAAAAUCGGUUAGACGGUUAUAUAGGAAAAUUCUCAAAUCACGACUUCGUAGGAUACUUAUUUUCGUGGUAUGUAAAGGACGGUCGUCAAGGUCAAUUAGUGGAAAAAUGCCGACGCGGAGGUACCACCGAAUUGACAGAAAAAUUAGCAGAACAUCCCACCUUAUCUUGGGUUCAAGCUGCGCUUACGGAUAACUUAUCGUCCGCUGCCAUCACACUUCACUCUUUAGCUAUUCAAGAAAGCGAAUUGGUAACACGCAAAAAGUCGAUGCUUUCCUUAGCAAAACUUGCACUUCUUGCUUCGGACGAUUCUCACGAAGACUUUGUAAGUAGAAUCGACAACGAAUUGGCGUUGAUUGCUCAUCAAGAAGAUUUACCAACACAAGUACUCACAACCUACGGUUACGAUGUGGAGAAAUUACGAGUUUUCACGCCAACAGAAUUAAUCACGUUGUAUACGUCCGAAGACAACGUUGACGCGAAUGAGUACGAUUUCAAAAAGGCUCUCGAUUUGCUGGAUUACGUGGAAGAAGAAGACGAGAAAGCAUCUUUGAAGUUACGCAUUUGGGCGCGGGCUGCUAAACGCGACGAUUGGGAGAACAUAGGAAAAAAUCCUGAGCAGCAAGUACAAGAAACGAUAUUCUUUAAGUUAAUGGACCUCGCACACUUUAUGGGUGAUUCGAUGUAUGAAUCUCUUCCACCAGUCGAUAUGUUGUUGACGGAACCUGAGCUAGGAAGCCUUGCUGAAUCGAGUAACUUUCAAUUCCUGAUAAAGUUCGUCUACGAAUACGCGUAUGACAAUUAUUAAUCCACUCGUUCUGUUGUAAGUAAUAAUAAAAUUUGUAUUUUUUUAUAUAUAAUAAAAUGUUGCCAUGUA